Molecule: messenger RNA, 669 nt
Organism: Enterobius vermicularis (human pinworm)
Lineage: Eukaryota; Metazoa; Nematoda; Chromadorea; Rhabditida; Oxyuridae
Source: the annotation of a GenBank genome assembly
AUGCAAGCUUUAUACCAAUUGUCUGCCGGUGCCACACCACAAGCUUUUCAAACUCCAGGACAACCAGCAGUACCGCUGAGCGCCAUGCAACAGCUCGUACAAAGUGGUGUUUCUCCCGCUUUACUGCAACAAAUUCAAGUUGCACAGCAACAGCAACAACAAUUGGCUGCAGUUUCCGCAGCUGCUGCGAUGCACGCGUCGACGACUUCUGUUGGUUCAUUGCCAACGGUAAAGGAGGAAAAUCAAGACGAGAAUCAGUUAUCCAGGGACCAGUAUGACAUACAAAUGCAGAUGCAAAUGGCUGCUGUGGCUGGUAUUGGACCACAGAUGCCACCUUCGUCAACGGCUAACACACGUACCACAAGUGUCCUCCAGACUCCUGAUCCAUCUACAUCAACGAACACUACUGAUAAUGCGCCAAAAAGGUUGCACGUUUCUAAUAUACCGUUCCGGUUUCGAGAUCCAGACUUAAGGGCUAUGUUUGAAAAAUAUGGCCCGGUGACAGAUGUAGAAAUUAUUUUCAAUGAACGUGGUAGCAAGGGAUUUGGCUUUGUUACCAUGGAGAAAGCUGCGGAUGCAGAAAAAGCUCGACAAGAGUUACAUGGUUCAACAGUUGAAGGCCGAAAAAUUGAGGGUCCAUACUUUUUUGGCGUUUCAUCACUUCAGUAG